This is a messenger RNA of Paramisgurnus dabryanus, 1176 nucleotides long. RefSeq names its product otoraplin-like. NCBI's taxonomy places the organism in Eukaryota, Metazoa, Chordata, Actinopteri, Cypriniformes, Cobitidae. Gene Ontology annotation, molecular function: protein binding. The record is from RefSeq and is a predicted model, not a curated record. Gene Ontology annotation, biological process: cartilage condensation.
UCUGGCCUCAGGACAUGACAGACAUUAUUUAUCUGCUUACUUUCCCAGCAAGGUUUUUAUUGUUUUAAUAAAACAUUAUUUAUGAGUGAACAACUUACCCACUCUGGAAUGUGCAGCUGGACUCCUUCAACAUCUCACAGUCAACAUCUCAGCUGCUGAGGAAAAGUAAGAAGCAAGUUUUCCUUUAUAGUCAAAAAUGGACAAAUUAAGUGGCCGGAUUUUCCUUUUGAUUUGUUUUGGCGGUUUUGGAUGUCAAAUGGGAAAAGCUCUUCCAGUGGAGAAACUGUCAAAAGUAAAGGUUUGUGCAGACAUGGAUUGUUCAUAUGUGAUUUCACACAAAAAGCCAAAGCUUUAGAUGACUACACAGCUUCAGACUGCAGAUACAUAAACUUGAGAAGAGGUCAGAUGAUCUAUGUGUAUUCUAAACUCAAACCAGUAGAGGGAUCUGGAGUCUUCUGGUUCGGUAGUGUUUACGGUGAACGCUAUGUUGACCAGAUGGGUGUCCUUGGAUAUUUUCCCAGUAACUAUGUAAAUGAGACCCACAUAUUUGAGAAGAAACCAGUUGAGAUCCCAACUACAGACAUGGACUUUGUCUGCGCUUAGAGACAGCAUGCUGUUAUAUGAUCCUUUUCUUUAUUUAAUGAAUAUGUCAUCAUUUGUCAAAAUACAAAAAAGAACACAAACAUAUGUUAUCCCACAUACAGUAUGAAUGUAGAAACUAGUAUCUGAAAUUCUGAUUGAGAAUGUGCUUUUAAAUAAUUUGAGAAUAUUAAAAGUGUAUUAUGUGAUAAAAUGAGAUUUUCUUAAGUACUGGUUAAGUAAACCUCAAAAAUACAUCUAAAUAUUUGUAUAGAGGGUGCUAUACUGUAUGUACUUUUAGGCUAUGUGGAUGUCUUCUUGAGUUAUUCUGUAUUUAAACUGCUCACUUAAUUUUGGCAUUAUGUAAACCCAUUCAGCCUUUAGUUUUUAAGCUUCUGUUCUUAUUUCUUCUUACACGAUUUCUAUUUUUUUAACUCUGUACUGUCAGUCUGUAUUUGAAGUAUGCUGGAAAUGAACUACAGUGUACUGUACAGCAGAGGGCAGUGCUGUAUUUAUAUCUGCAAUGUACUCUGUUCAUUCUAAAGAUGUUUAAUAGCAGAAAAUUAAAUAUAAUUACCUUGAAGAGCUUCCUCUCUC